Molecule: messenger RNA, 10618 nt
Organism: Petromyzon marinus (sea lamprey)
Lineage: Eukaryota; Metazoa; Chordata; Hyperoartia; Petromyzontiformes; Petromyzontidae
Source: RefSeq, a predicted model, not a curated record
CCGAGAAGCGUGGCUCGAAUAGAAUCGCCGGGCAGCGUCAAAAUCGCGUCCACACCACCGCUCUCGGCCUUCAGCUCAGUGAUCAGCCCCCCCCCCGAACCCCCCAACCGCGUGCGCCCUCACGGCCCCCCCCCCUCCGCAAACCACAGCGACAGGGCGAACCGCAACCCCGAGUGCGGUUCUGGUGUCGAGGAGGGACACUCUCGGUGUGGCAGCUCGCGAGCAAGCGAGAGUGAGAUCAUUAUUAAUGUUACGCGCGCACGUAGGGCGCAAAUUGAGUUACCCUACUUGUCGUCGUUCUUGUUAUUAGUGUUUGCGCAGAGUAUUUUUUUUUUGUAUUACGAAGACCGCGCACCGCGUAGCAAGCAGGAUAUUUUCUUGGUAUUCGAAGAGUUCUCUUGAACACGCGUUUGUCGCUAACGACUGCGAAGAAGGCAGCGACUCAACUUGUCAACAGUUGCGGCACAGCCAGCUUAUAAAAACGUGGACUAUACUGCUGCUGCUGCUGCCGCUGCUGCUGCUGCUACUACUGCUACCAUUCGUAUUUGCUCUAAGUUUGUUUACUUUGAACAUUUCUAUUUCAUCCAAGUCGCAAGCGCCAAAGCUUUCGCCGUCACCGCCAUGCAUCAUCACAUUCAUUAAUUCACUCGUUCUCAUUCCUUCAUUGACUCAUUCAUUUCUUCGAUGACGCCAUAGUGAACAUUGAAUUGGGCUUCACCCGGAACGUCUCAUCAUUCACACGCCUGUACACUGUAGCAUCACGACAGUAUACAACAUAUACUGUAAGUAGUAUAGUGUAAUAUACUGUAAUUACGCAUGUGUCUCAUAGCGUCAGUCUUACACGGCAGCUCAUAUUCUUAACACGCCUACGCACCGCAGAAUCACGACAGUCUAUAUAAAUACUGUCAUCGUAGAUGUGUCUGACGGCGUAAGUCUUGCAUAGAAGACGGCACCAGCGGUAGCAGCGUUUAAAGCGACCUGUCAAUCUCGACUCGAGUCCCCACAGCAUCCAUGGACAGAUAGUAUUAUUAAUUCACAGCAGCUACUUGCUAUUAUUUUAAACCGCUUUACGGGAAGCGGCUCUUAGCUCGGCCUGACAUUUCUCUCCCCGCUGUUUGGUUCUCACGUCUGUGGUGGCGGAGGCGUGGGUGCCGGCCUCUGUGCACGGUGCAAGUUUUGGCUUUUCAAUCAGGAAGGGCAGCAGCUAUGCGUAAGUAGUAGCAGACUGCUCGUACGCGCGCACUGCACGCACAGACUGCAACGUGAGCGCAGCUGAGUCUGCAGCAGGUGCAUGCCUCUCACAAGUACGGGAGAUACGUUGAGAUAGGUGCUGUGGAUUAGGCGGGCAGGACAGGCAGGGUGAUAUCCAGACAGGCAGCCCUCCAGGCACGCCAAUAUCUGGACAGGAAGUCAGCCAGACAGAGAGAUAUCCAGACAGCCAGACAGGCACAUAUCGAGACAGCCUGCCUCUGAGCCGUCCAGGCAGACAGACAGCCCUCCGGGCAUACGGGGAACCAUCCAGACAUCUCUCACCCCACACCGCUCGGCGCAGCACGGACACGCGAGGCGGACGCGCAGACGACUGAGACGAUGCGCACUCUCGUAGAGACGGGCGGCGGUGCCGGGCGGCGCUUCGCGGCUCCACCCGUGGCCAAACUGGCGGCCGAGGGACUCGGCGGCUCCAGCGACGGGGCGCUGCUGCACCACCACCACCAGCAGCACCAGCAGCACCAGCAGCACCAGCUGGGCACGGGGGCUGCCGGGGCCAUGGGGGUGCCUGCGGCCAACUGCCAAGACGCGGCCGCCGCGGGGGCCGCCGGCUCCCUGCUGCACUCGAAGCGCGCGACGGCGGACGUGCUGGCUGACCACCCCGGGGAGCUGGUGCGCACAGACAGCCCCAACUUCCUGUGCUCCGUGCUGCCCUCACACUGGCGCUGCAAUAAAACUCUGCCCGUGGCGUUCAAGGUGGUGUCACUGGGCGGCGUCCCGGACGGAACAGUGGUCACGGUGCUUGCCGGCAACGAUGAGAACUGCGCGGCCGAGCUGCGCAACGCCACGGCCGUGAUGAAGCAGCAGGUGGCUCGCUUCAACGACCUGCGCUUCGUGGGCCGCAGUGGUAGAGGGAAAAGCUUCACGCUCACCAUCACGGUGUUCACCAGCCCGCCACAGGUGGCCACCUACCACCGUGCCAUCAAGGUGACGGUGGACGGACCUCGCGAGCCCCGAAGGCACAGGCAGCGCCUGGAGGACGCUGGCAAGGCGCUCUCCUUCUCCGAGAGGCUGAAUGGCCAGCCGUCCCCUCCGUGGUCGUUUGACCAGCCCUACGGGCCCUACCUCAGCCAGAUCGCGGCACCGGCGCUUCACACAAACGCGGGGCUCUCGCCGAGCCGCGCCGUGGGCAUCGCAGGUGGCUCGGAGCUGGGGCCCUUUGGCGACCCGCGCCAGUUCGCCAGCCUCUCCUACCUGCCGGACCCUAGCCGCAACACGGACCCACGCAUGCACUACUCGGGGCCGCUGUCCGUCUACUCGACCCAGCAGGUGGGGCCGGGCUCGCUGGGGCUGCCCGUGCCGGCGCGCUACGCCUACCUGCCACCGCCGUACCCGGCGCACACCCCUCCGCACAGCCACCAAAGCUCCCCCUUCACCGGCUCCUCUCCCUUCACCACCGCCGGAUCUUCACCCUUCAACGCCGGCUCCGCCCCAUUCACGUCGGGCUCCUCCCAUUUCUCCGCCGGCCCGGCCCCCUUUCAAACGAGCUCCGCCUCCUUCCAGCCGGGCCCCGCCCACUUCCAGGCUAGCACCGCACCAUUCCAGUCGAGCUCCGCCUCCUUCCAGUCGGGCUUCAACCAGCUGUACUACGGCCACUCGGGCGGCCCCACGUACUCGCUGUCCGUGAUGGCCGGCGACGAGCGCCAGUCCGCCGGCGGGCGGAUGGUCGCGAUGGGCGUGGGCAUGGGCGUGGGUGCCGGAGACUCGGUGCUGCUCACGCCGGGACUGUCGAGUCCCGACGGGGACACGGCCGACGGAGGCGACGGCAGCUCCAGCAGCUCGCCCAGCAACGCCAACAGCUUGGCGGACGCCGUGCCCUCGCGGCUGGAGCCCGAGUCCGUGUGGAGGCCAUAUUGAUUGGCGUCACGGGGCCCCCGCGGAGCGGAGAUGCGGGAGACUCGGGUUUGCCAGAGCAGGAGGCCCCCGACAGAGGACAGCCGGCGCUCACCACCAGCUGAUGGAGAAAACCAAACGUUUGCGCAGGGCUGGUUGCUUUGUCAACGUGGCAAAUCUAAUUCCGUUGUGGGGAAAGAAAAAAAACACACGCAGAACAAUGAAUCUUUCCCGAAGUUUUUAUUUUUACUGCACCACGCUACCAAUUACAGAUUUAACGAUGAUGCCACGAAGCAUUAUUACUCGGAUUGCUUGGCUUAAAAGGUGGAAAUGAGCAGGCCUCGGAGCUUCCAACGCAGUUACCGCAUUAGCGCUACGAACGCGUUUCCCGGUGUCACUGCAAUGCCGAUGCAGCUUCUCUGGAUGGGCGAGUGCAACUUGUAUGGUGAACAUCGUGGCGAGAAGAUUGAAGAUCUGAAAUGACAGCUGCAGGGAUAAGAAAACAAAUCUUUUCUGGACAAGAUGCUUUUAUUUUCUGUUGCUGCAAUUCUGAAGAUUUGUUUUUCACGAACCUGACUUGAGUUGCUUCACAGCGCAUACCAGUUGCCGACACUGCUUUCAUCUUCUGCUGCUGCUUCUUCUUGCGGAAGCUUUGCAGGUGUACGGGCAAUACGCUGCUGGAUGAGGGCUUCCCUACGCAUUAAUUUUGGCGAAUGCAGAAACGCCUAACAGGGACGGUCAAAGCGUUGAGAUCCGUGACCUCCUCACUCGUGACAAUGUGGCCCCCUAUUUUAAAUUUUUAGUUGCCCGUGGUUCAUCUGACUUGCAGCUGAUGGCAUGCAUUGACGCUGAGCCAUUAAUACUAUCGUCGUCAUUGUGAGGUGCUUUUAUGUGUGUGUUUUUAUUAAUUGAGUUUAGAAAGUUGCUUUUCAGUCACGUGAUGUAAAUACAGUGAAUACCUGCCGGGUAUCUUGUUAACGUCUUUUUUUUUUAAACAGAGUAAUAAUCUUUGUGUACAUGCAUACAUUAGUGUUACAUCGUUACUGUUAGUGGAUGUAAAUGGUUAAGACGUUGCAGCAAUUGUAAAUGGAUCCAUUAGAAAGCAAAAUAUAUUAUUAAAUAUAUCCCACUUGCAAUUGGUAUAGUAAAAGCUUAAUUGUUAUUGAAUGCAGAACCAUUAAUAUCCAUUGGGAGAGGGCACAAGUCAAACGGAAUGCAUUCAAUUGUGAGUUUCAUUGACGGGGCAAUGCAAUUAUUUAUCCCUAUUGUAAUCAGUUUUAAUUUGGUAUUGUCACGCAAGUAUUUUCGCUUCAACAUCUUCUCACCCAAGCCACACUUCCAUAUUAAAGCGCACUUGUUCGGGAAAACUAAAACGCGUCAAAUGAAGCAAAUCGGAGGCAAAACUUAACUCCAAAACUAUAUAAUUGGUAAAAAAAAACACAAAUCAGAAAAUUAUGAUCAUCCAAAGAUUGUUUUGGACAUCAUUUAUGUUUAGCCCUCUCGUGAAAAUUAGAUAGCUCCUGAAAAAUGCAUCGUUAAAAAAAAAACACCACAGCUUUGACUGGUUUCUUUGUAACUGAUUGUAUUACCCAUUGGAGUGCAGUCUGGCUGACCAAAUAAUGAAAUUAGAUUUAUUGGCAAAAAUACAUCAAUCUUAUAAUACAUCUUGAUAAAAUACCACGCAAUUCAUAGCCUUGUCUUUAAUCCCUGCUUAUAUCGAAAUGCAACCGCAUGUUUUAAAACGAGUCUCCGUCUCGCAAGUUUAGACAACGUAACCUGGAUUGUUUGUAGAUAUUAACUUUUUUUUACAUUUUAAAUUAAUUUUCUCACAAUUGAAAUAGAGUCAGUGAAAUGAUGGACCUGUUUUCUUUGUGGCCAUCUCAUUUAACAUUCUUGUGUAAACGUGUUUUCAAUGCCAGUUAAUAUGAUUUGUUUCCUGCAGUCUUCCGUGAGCGUUGUACAUUUUCUAGCUUCCACUUUCGAGGUAUAUACAUUGCUAAUGUUUUGAAAUUUUUAGUUUGUUGUGUGGUCACGUAAUAGGAUUACAGAAAAUGAAUGAAAAAAGUAAAAACAUACAGUUGAAAUUUUAGCAUUCAAAUAUCACUUCCUGUAAUAUUAACUGUACGUGCUUUUACAUGUAUUAACCGAUGAUUAAUAAUGAAAAGGUUUAUUUCGAAGCAAAAUAAAGAAAAAACGCAUUCUUGCUUUUGCACUAAGCCAUAUUUAUGUAAACGAUAUUAGAAUGGUCAAAAAAGUUUACUUUAUCAUUAAUGCCAUUAAUAUUAUUACGUGGCGUAUGGCCCCGUUUCAACGACCGAAAACGAUGAGUUCAAGUUUUAAAAAAUAAGUGCCUUUUGUUUGCAAAAAAGCCAUCUUUUUAAGGGGCCGUGUUCGCGAUGUCUCCGUGACUCCUAUCCAGUGGGCGGCCAUUUCACAGCGGCAUCCUCCCCGCCCGCCUCUCUCUUGCGUUGGCCAUGAACUCAGCGGAUUAAUAAUCGGGGUCAUCCAAAUUCCCUGCAAUUUCCACGUCAUUUAAUUGGGUUAACCGUUCUUACGUUUGCAGCGUGGAUUUUCCCGGCUGUUACAUCACGUUUAUUUUGAGUUGUUGUCGUUACCAUGUUCACAAUUUCCUUUUCGUACACCUGGUCUUAGAACAUUUUAAUUUCCAUGAUUAAAUAUUGUCUUUAGAGUGGCAUUUGUCACCAUUACGGUCAACCGUCGACUUAUAAAAUAAUACCCUGCGUUGUAAAAAAAAAUAAACUAGUUAAGACUGCUUCCUCUCUUAUUUCAUUUAAAGUAAUUACAGUUCACUGAGCGGGGCUGUGCCCGAGUUUUAACUCCGGCUGGUACAGUCAUUUAAUUGAUGAACUCACCCGCAAUUACCCCCAUGUGUGGAAUCACCUCGCACUACUCAUUCUGCCACAUAAUUCGAAAGUGAUUAUGGUGCAUAACAAGUCACAGCAUUGGCUCAGAUAGCCGCUCAUUUGUAGGGAAUAAUGGCGCUUAUUUUCGUCUCAUGUAGAGCCCGCUCGUUUUACUCAACGCCUGCUGUGAGUCACGUGUUGCUCCCUAUUAGCGAGAAGUCCAGCACCUGCGGCGUCUCAAGCCAACCACCACCGUUUUGUCAAUGACCACCGAGUGCUUUCUUUCAGCGAAGUAACCAUCGCGUAUAUUUAUAAAAAAAAACGUUUGGCCAGCGUGUGAGAGAAAGGCCAAGAGCCCUCCAGACGGGCUCCACAGAGCACAGAGGUCCCUUUCGUGGAGGUCCUGUGGCUAGAAUUGGCGUGAGCAAAGCAAUCGCAGGGGCUGCAGCUUUAACCUUUGAUAUUAUUAUUAUUAUUCACAAACUGGAAUGUGGAAACAUGUGCUUAAAAAGUCAGAUAUGAGUACCUUUUUUUUGGGUCACGUUAUUCCGAGGGUGGAAGCCACUUUUUUAUGAAAAUCAGCCAGGACGUGUUCUUCGUUUGUUUCACAAAGUGAGCGAUUCAAUUAUGCUUUUUGCAACAGCACCCUGGAAAUUUAAACACAGAAGUGUGCUUUAUAAUAAUAAAAAAUGUUUUACGUAAUUUUGCUGAGGGUGGUUUCCAAUUUUGGAAUUUAGGCUGUGGCACUCACCCAAUUGGUUUGCUCCUUGAAAUAAUACUAAUAAAGAUUAAUAGUGUGCAGCCCUUUGCCAAUCUACUGCUGGAUGAAGGCCUCCCUGAACCAUCGCCGUAUCUCACAAUCCUUUGACGUGACGAAGUAUAGAGGGUGCCUUGGUAAUGAACGAUCAACUUCAUGAGAACCGACUUGUUAUAAAGCAGGCCUCGAUUACGUUUGGUGGGGGGCUAGAGUUCUUUACAUUUUUGGGGGGCUCUGCAUUGUUUGGUCGGUUCCUACCCUUCACCCUUUUUCUACCAUCCAUGUCCAAUAUCAAAUGCACCAUCACUUUGGUUAUUGCAGUUCUAGUUUCACAAAUAUGAUUUGUGAGUUGUAAAGCUGAAUCAAAGUUAAAAUGAACAAAACUAAAAAAUUUGGCACGUGACUGAUAGUGAUACACGUAACUAUUAUUUGGCUUUAAUGACCAAAUUACCUGUAGGAUUUAGUGCUACAGUAUUGGUAUUCUACUAUUUCAAAGCUAAAUAUACAUACAGACUUAUUUUGUUGGCCUCUCAAUAUCCACAGCCCUGAACGGCAACCCCUACAGCCCCUGUAGGGGUUGCACUCUUAACCACUAGCGCAGCAAAGUUAAUUAAAACUAUAUACUGAAUAUAUAUUCCAUCAACAGCAGGUCAUGCAUUACAGUUUGUACAUCAACUGCAUUUGGAGUCGGUCGAUACCUGUAGCACAUAGAGACUUUGCUACUUGUUGACCCGCCCCUACUGGACGUCUGUGAAAAAGAGCUUCAUAGCUCAUCGGAUUCUUCCAGUCGAAAUGAAGAUUAUGAUUCUGACCAUGUUCCGUAGAAGCUUUUUUUUUAAAUGGUGCUGCAUUGUAUAACAAAAAGUGCUUGUCACAAAUGAACCACAAAACCUUGCUGGUCUCGUCAAGGACCAUGAACCAUCAUCACGCGAACUCCGCUCACCCUCGCAGCGGCUUUUGGUUAGCGACCGAACAAAGACGGUCACCUCCAUUGUGCGCUUUCACAUGUGCUUCUGCGGCCGUCUGGAACGCUCUUCCUUUCGAUAUUAGUUUGUGACUAGAGCUAUGCACUUUUAAAUAAUCUAAAUUGAAGACGUAUUCCUUUAGUGUUACGUUUGUUGUCCUUCUCCCGCACCUCCGAUUAGCACGGCUGGCUACAUACGGUGCGAAAGAAGUUCCACAUGCAUUCAUACAGAGCUCUCGCUAAACCGGUCAGAGCACAUCAUGCUGUAUUGAGUCUCCCAUUAUUAAAUAAAAAAACGGGGUACCCAUAAAAAAACAAAACUAUAUUUAAUUCAAGGGACAUGCAAAUUGGCAACAGUUCAUGUGACAGAGAUGCUUCUUUGGAUUCACGGACAUGUUUGUGUGGAACAUUUCAACGGCAGAACUUCAAACAGCUUCUGACGGGUAAACACGCCCUGAGGAUAACCCACAAAGGGAAGACAUUUUUACGAUAAACCCUUCUACGUAUAAAGAAGGGAAUUAUUAUUGUGCUUGCACCUGUUUAUAUUGCAGAGUUUAUUUUCUUAAGCAGGCCUGCAUGUGUCAUUGAAAUGUUUAUUUUUAUUUAGUCAAAUAAUGUUUGAUUUAAUUUCACGUUUUUUUUUUACAUUAAGUAGAACUAUGUUUUGAAUGACACUGCCACACCAUGAAGCCAGUAUGAAAUAUAUUGUUUUGGUUUUAAAGACAAUAUUACUUUGCAGAUGUAUAAUUUUGCUUUGCGACUACGGUUGCCACCUAUCCUGGAUCGUGAUCUCUUUGAGGGAUCUCUCCUGGGAAAAUCUCCAAAGUCUUGCCAGGAAAUUCAAGCUCCUGGUGUUUUGUCAAUUGUGUAAAGAUACACGGCUCAAGGCAGCGUAUGUUUUCAUGUAGUUCUCCCCUCUGCUGGCAUUGUGAGUAAUUAUUCUUUCCAUGAUAAGCCCCAAGGAUUCUUUAUACCUCAGAGGUGGCAACCCUUCUUGCAGCUAUGAAGCAGAGGUGAGGAAAUAAAUGAUUUAAGAAUGAGAGUAAGCACUGCUAUUAUUGAGAUGCAUUGGUCAGUCAUUAUUAUUUUUGUUUCAUUACUAAGAUGCAUUAUACCACAGGAAUAUACAAAUUUAAACAAGCUACUGUGGAAAUUGAUGUUUUAAAGUUUACAGAAUUUUCUUUUAAUAUGCCUUCGAUAUGUACUGUAUAUUUUUUUAAAUAUAUAAAAAUCACGUCUGUUGAUGGUUACCUUAUGUUGGUCUUAGUAAAGUUAGCUUUUUUUUCUUCUUUCACCUGGCAUUGUAUCUGUUUUUAUAUAUUUUUUAAACGUUGGCACUAACUUGUUCAUCCCAUGUGCUCUGUGUAUAUUUGUACUCAAGAUUUUACUUGCAAUGUCUUCGACAAAACUAUUUACGAACCGUUCUAACAAUGCGCCAUCAAUGUGAUCAAAUUGCAGUCGUACAUCGUCAGGGCCGUCCACGGGGGGUGGUGGGCCCCCUUAAAACUAAACCGAAAGAAUGACAUCUGACACCGUGACGUCGAAGCGCGUCCCCCCCCCAAAGUCCGGGGCCCGGGGCAGUCGCCCCAAUUUGCCGUACCCUCGGGAAGGCUCCGUACAUCGUCGUCAUCAUCGCGUCAUCGUCAUCAUCACCGCCAGCAGCCACGGUCAAUACAAUGGCGGAUUGAAGACCUUCCUAAGCCGUCUCUCGUGAUCCUUUCCCAAUUUGGUGACCACAGAUUUGGCGACAACAAAAUUGUGUUUGACGUCCGAUCGAAAAACAAACCGACAGGAAAUAAUGGAGGCUCACAAGUUGGGCUCAGGAUAAAUACGAGCAACAAACUAAUUUAGAACAAUGUAAGUUCAAAAUAUUGUUUCGCACCUGAAUCUAUCAUUGGUUUGCGAAUCGAUUUCCCCAACAUCCCCGCCCCCUAUCAACUUGGUUAAAGUUAGAUGACUUGAGAACUUGAGAUGAGACAUUGGUUGCAGAGUUGCCUUGGCCACGUGGGGAAUAAAAGUAUUCUGUUGUGGACUGGAGUGGGCCGAGCCAUCCCCAUUGUGUCUUUGUCUGACAAAUUCUGGAGACAUUUGGUAGGCAAAUUGGUUGACAAAGUCUCACGAAGCCCUCCGUUGCAAAACGUACUUGAAAUAAAAUAAUACAGCUUUCCCCCAAGCGUAACUCAAAAACAGCGGCUUUACAAUGAAUCAAACGAGCUGUCAAUAAAUGUAACGUUAUAAAUACGUAAAGUAGUUGAACGAGUUCAUAUCCACCUGGAAAUGUGAACGGCAGCUGCUCUUCCACCAUCAAAAGCAUAUGCCCCAUCCGUGAUACCUGUUGUGUGAGCAUAUACAGUGGCAAAGGCGCUUGGCAAAGAGUUUAUCCUAAAGAUAUGCGGUACACUGAUGGCUUCGCGCACAGCAUAAAAACAUCGCAUUGAAAAUACUCAUAAGUUACAACUUUGUAUAAAACCACUGCAGGAUUAAGGCCCUCAUCAUGCCGUCUUCAUCAUGGCAGCGUUGUUAGGCCAUACUUCGUGAAUAUCUUGAUGAGUAGUGAACAUUUUGGUUAUUCAACAGUUUGCAUAUGCAGGCGCAUUAACUCACAGAAGACCAUGAGACACGGAUCUCGAGCAUGACUCCCAAAGCCAGUUUCAUGCAAUGUGUUUUUGUUAUUACCCAUCUACCAAUGACAUUGUAUUUAAUGCUAACGUGCAAACAUAUAUACAGUAUAGUAUAAAUGGGAAGUUUUUCUUGUUUACCAGUGAGUGAUGUACAAAGGUAAGCUUUUGUGUACAUAUAAUGUUUUGUUAGCUCAGUAAAUGUGUAUAAUAGAACUCGGUGGUGUGUUCUUACGUGCGUACAUAACAAGAAUGGCUAAGAUUGAUGACUUCUGUACUCUCCAUGCUAAUAAAGCUCACUGCAUUAAAGCUC